GCAGUGCGGAGCGACGAGUUAUUAUGAGAACUUUUAAAAGAAAGACAAUGUAACCAGGCGUGCCUGGCGUAAACAAAUUGAAUGAAGAAAAUAAACGUGAAACAAUGAAAUACACACCGAGAUAUGCGUCACUUUGCUUGAAACAAUGCGAUUUUGGAAGGGAGGAGAAAGAGAAGAGCGAUAGAAAGGAGGAGGGGGGGGGCGUUCUGAAAUAAUAUAGUCAGCCAUUUUUUAUGUAAGGGAUUUUUCUUAUGGGGGGGUUGUUAAAAAAUAAAUAUAAGGGCGGCCAUCUUUAUUCCUCUCCCUUGUAGUGUAAAAUAUGCCAGACCGCCCCCCACAUUUUGUGUGUCGAUUUGAAUAUUAAAUUUUUUUUUUUAAUUCUAGAAAGACACUUUAUGUUUCUGAGCAAGAAGCGGGUGACAGGAUUAUAAUGUGCUCUCCUCUUCGCUUGUGUGAGGAAGACGAGCGCAUGGCGGUUAAUUCCGAGGGAGGAGAUUUCGACGAAGACGACGAGGACAACGGAGACAUAGACGAGAACGCAAGCGACAUAAACUCGCCGGCGGCACCUAGAGAAACUACACUAGCCACACCAGAUGAAGCUGAUGAAGGGGGAGAGCCCUCGGACAGGGAUGGAGGGACAAAAAAGAAGAAGCGCGGCCCUAAGAAAAAGAAGGAGACAAAAGAGAAAGAUGGGAAGCCGGCAAAAGGUCGCAAAAGAAAAAAGAUUGACAGUGAUGUAGACAGAGACUCUGAGCGGGAUUAUGGAGAGAACUCAGACAGUGGGGCAAGCGGCUUCACAGCUGAUGGGAAAAAGAAAAGAAAAAAACACAAAGAAAAAAAGGAGAAGAAAGUCAGGCAUAAGAAAACUGAGGACGGUGACAGCAACCAGGAGGAUGUGGUCAAGCCAGUGGAACAGAAGUCAUCAGGGCAGCUAGCACGAGACUGGGGAUUGGAGGAUGUGGAUCACACAUUCACAGAGGAGGAUUAUCACACACUAACCAACUACAAAGCCUUCAGUCAGUUCAUGAGGCCCAUGAUAGCUAAGAAAAACCCCAAGAUCCCCAUGUCGAAGAUGAUGACCAUCCUUGGGGCCAAAUGGCGAGAGUUCAGCUCCAACAACCCCUUCAAGGGUUCUGCUGCUGCCGUGGCAGCCGUUGCUGCAGCAGCAGCGGCCGCCGUUGCUGAACAAGUUUCGGCAGCAACUGCCUUCCCUGAGCCACCACCCCAACCCCCUCCGGUCCGCAAGGCCAAGACCAAAGAGGGCAAAGGCCCAGGGUAUAAGAAACGCAGUAAAAGCCCACGCGUAAUGGAGAAGAAGAAGGCCAAGGUCAAGAAGAUGGCCCCUCUGCGCAUCAAACUGGGAGUGCUGGGUGGCAAGAGGAAGAGAAGCAGCUCUAGUGAGGAAGUGGAUGGUGAAGACUCAGAACAGGAAGACUCCAGUGUUCUCAGCUCCCCUGUUCGCCCGGACAGCGGUGGCCGGCCCACCAAGAACAAAAGAGGCCGACCAGCCAAGAAGAAGAAGAAGAAGAAGAAGAAAGGUGCAGUUGUGGGAGAGGAGGGUGAUGGCUAUGAGACUGAUCAUCAGGACUAUUGUGAGGUCUGCCAGCAGGGUGGCGAGAUCAUCCUGUGUGACACGUGCCCCCGUGCCUACCACCUGGUGUGCCUGGAGCCUGAGCUGGAGAAGGCCCCGGAGGGCAAGUGGAGUUGCCCCCACUGUGAGAAGGAGGGCAUCCAGUGGGAGGCAAAGGAUGAGGACUUUGAGGAGUUUGAGGAAGAGGCUGAGGAAGUGGGGGCUGGGGCAGGUGCUGGUGCUGGUGCUGCUGCUGCUGCUGGGGAGGAAGAGGAAGACGAUCACAUGGAGUUCUGCAGAGUGUGCAAGGAUGGAGGGGAGCUGCUGUGCUGUGACUCCUGCACCUCGUCCUAUCACAUCCACUGCCUCAACCCGCCCCUGCCGGAGAUACCCAAUGGAGAGUGGCUCUGCCCACGCUGUCUGUGCCCCGCAAUCAAUGGCAGGGUUCAGAGGAUCCUCCACUGGCGCUGGGGUGAACCCCCUCCCCCGGUGCCCGUGCCCCCAGCCCCUGACGCCGACCCCCAACAGCCCCCUCCCCCUCCGAUGAAGGGGCGCGCAGAGAGGGAAUUUUUCGUCAAGUUGACAGGACAGUCCUACUGGCACUGCACUUGGGUCACUGAGCUCCAGCUGGAGAUCUACCACUCGGUCAUGUUCCGGAACUAUCAGCGAAAGACAGACAUGGACGACCCCCCCACCCUGGAGUACAACUCAGGGGGGGAGGAGGAAGGGGGGAAGUGUGAAAAGAGACGGGCCAAAGACCCACAGUACGCCGCCAUGGAGGAGAAGUUCUAUCGCUAUGGCAUCAAGCCUGAGUGGAUGAUGGUGCACCGUAUCAUUAACCACAGUGUGGAUAAGAAGGGGAAUUGCCUGUAUCUGGUGAAGUGGAGAGACCUGACCUAUGACCAGUGCACCUGGGAACAGGAGGACCUGGAUAUUCCUGGCUUUGCCAUUCACAAGGCCAAUUACUGGAAACACAGGGAGGAGGUGCUGAAGGAGGACCCAGACAAACCUAAGAGGAUGAGGAGCGAAAGGAAGGAGGAGGAGGAUGAGGAUGAUGAUGAGUCAUCAGGCACUCCUGUCACUGAUCCGACGGUGAAGUAUGAGGAGCAGCCCGACUUUGUGACGGUGACGGGAGGCACCCUGCACCUGUACCAGCUGGAGGGGCUGAACUGGCUGCGCUUCUCCUGGGCACAGGGCACCGACACCAUCCUGGCCGAUGAGAUGGGCCUGGGCAAGACCAUACAGACCAUCACCUUCCUUUACUCCCUCUUCAAGGAGGGUCACACCAAGGGCCCAUUUCUGGUGAGCGCCCCACUCUCCACCAUCAUAAACUGGGAGAGGGAGUUUGAGAUGUGGGCCCCCAACUUCUACGUUGUGACCUACACUGGGGACAAGGAGAGCAGGUCCAUCAUCCGUGAACACGAGCUGACCUGCAACGACUUGUCCGCCAAGGGAGGGAAGAAGGCCUUCAAAUUGCGGCAGGAGGCGCCCAUUAAAUUCCAUGUGCUCCUGACCUCUUAUGAGCUGGUGACCAUAGAUCAGACCGCGCUGAAGUCCAUCGACUGGGCGUGCCUGGUGGUGGACGAAGCCCACCGCCUCAAGAACAAUCAGUCUAAGUUCUUCAGGAAGCUGAAUGACUAUAAGAUUGAUCACAAGCUGCUACUGACCGGCACUCCCCUUCAGAACAACCUGGAGGAGCUUUUCCACCUGCUCAACUUCCUCACGCCUAACCGCUUCAACAACCUAGAGGGGUUUCUGGAGGAGUUUGCAGACAUCUCCAAGGAGGACCAGAUCAAGAAGCUGCAUGACAUGCUGGGGCCGCACAUGCUCAGGAGACUGAAGGCCGACGUCUUCAAGACCAUGCCAGCCAAGACCGAGCUCAUUGUGCGCGUGGAACUCAGUCCCAUGCAAAAGAAAUACUACAAGUUCAUCCUGACGCGUAACUUCGAAGCCCUGAACUCCAAGGGUGGGGGGAACCAGGUGUCCCUCUUGAACAUCAUGAUGGAUCUGAAGAAGUGCUGCAACCACCCCUACCUGUUUCCUGCAGCUGCCAUGGAGUCUCCAAAGACAGUGAGCGGGGCGUAUGAGGGAUCCGCUCUCAUCAAGGCUUCAGGGAAACUGCUGCUGAUGCAGAAGAUGCUGAGGAAGCUGAAGGAACAGGGCCACCGUGUGCUCAUCUUCUCCCAGAUGACGAAGAUGCUGGACUUGCUGGAGGACUUCCUGGACUAUGAAGGCUACAAGUAUGAGCGCAUCGAUGGUGGCAUCACUGGGGCCCUGAGACAGGAGGCCAUUGACCGGUUCAAUGCUCCUGGGGCGCAGCAGUUCUGCUUCCUGUUGUCCACCAGGGCAGGGGGUCUUGGCAUCAAUCUGGCCACCGCAGACACCGUCGUCAUCUUUGACUCAGACUGGAACCCCCACAAUGACAUACAGGCCUUUAGUCGUGCCCAUCGCAUUGGCCAGGCCAAAAAGGUGAUGAUCUACCGCUUUGUGACCCGGGCUUCGGUGGAAGAACGGAUCACACAGGUGGCCAAGCAUAAGAUGAUGCUGACCCAUCUGGUGGUGCGGCCCGGACUGGGCUCUAAGGCUGGGUCCAUGUCCAAGCAGGAGCUGGAUGACAUCCUCAAGUUUGGCACUGAAGAACUUUUCAAGGAUGAGAUUGAGGCUGGAGACAACAAGGAUGAGGACAGCAGUGUGAUACACUACGACAGCGUUGCCAUCGAGAGGCUACUUGACCGAAAUCAGGAUGCCACCGACGACACUGACGUGCAGAACAUGAACGAAUACCUGAGCUCCUUCAAGGUGGCCCAGUACAUGGUGCGGGAGGAGGACAAGAUGGAAGACAUUGAGAGGGAGAUCAUUAAGCAGGAGGAGAACGUGGACCCAGAUUACUGGGAGAAGCUGCUGAGGCAUCACUACGAGCAGCAGCAGGAGGACCUGGCCAGGAACCUGGGCAAGGGCAAGAGGGUCCGCAAACAGGUCAACUACAAUGACGCGGCGCAGGAGGACCAAGACUGGCAUGCUGGUGUUUCAGAUAACCAAUCAGAGUAUUCUGUGGGCUCAGAAGAGGAAGAUGAGGACUUUGAUGACAGAACAGAGGGCCGUAGACAGUCUCGGCGUCAACUUAGAAAUGACAGGGACAAGCCACUGCCCCCCCUGCUGGCCAGAGUUGGGGGAAACAUUGAGGUGCUGGGUUUUAACACUCGCCAGCGGAAGGCAUUCCUAAACGCUGUGAUGCGAUGGGGGAUGCCAGCUCAAGAUGGCUUCUCUUGUCAGUGGCUCGUUCGGGACCUCCGGGGCAAGAGCGAGAAGGAGUUCAAGGCCUACGUCUCCCUGUUCAUGCGGCAUCUGUGUGAGCCGGUGGGGGAGGGCUCGGAGACGUUUGCCGACGGCGUGCCGAGGGAGGGCCUUUGCCGCCAGCCUGUCCUCACCAGGAUCGGAGUCAUGUCCCUGGUCAAGAAGAAGGUGCAGGAGUUUGAGCACAUCAAUGGGAAAUGGAGCCUUCCUGAACUGAAACCGCUGGUCAGCAUGGAGUCCUCUCGAGGGUCCUCCCCCGGCCUCAAAACCACCACCUCCACCCCCGAACCCAGCGCCAACACGACCCCCUGCACCUCUACACCAGCUACCCCCUCCCCACCUGACAAAUCGGAGAAAAACGGAAAGGAGCCCGUAAAGGAGGGAGAGAGCCAGCCAGAGCGAGAGGCUGAGAAGGAGAAGGAGGAGAGCGAGAAGGACAGCGUUGAAAGCAAAGAUCCCGUGGAGCCUCCGAUCACCAUGAAGGACGCAACACAAGCUUCGUCCCCCGGCCAAAAACCUGACACAGAGGAAGGGGCUGCGGUGACAGAGGAGGAGGGGAAGGAUACUCCCCCAGCCCCCCCACAGGAGGAGAGGAAGGCAGAGGAGAACAAAGAGAAAGGGGGACCCGCUGACACCGAGAAGCCGGUCUCCGAUACAGCGCCCCCUGCUGUAGAAGAAGAGAAUCAAGAGGUGGAAAAGGUGGAAGAGGAGGAGGAAAAGACAACAGAUGAAAAUGGCGACGAGUCAGCCGGAGUCUCAGAAACAACAGGUGGAAAAAACAAGGAGGAUAGCCUGCCCUCUGAUGUCAAGAAAGAGGAAGUGAAAGGUGAAAAGGAUGCUGGGAAGGAUGUCAAAGGGACAAAGGAGGAAAUUCCCAGAGGGACCAAUGGGAAGACAGAACGGCCACGCUUCAUGUUCAACAUCGCUGAUGGCGGCUUCACUGAGCUGCAUGCACUUUGGCAGAAUGAGGAACGGGCAGCUAUAUCCUCGGGGAAGGUGAACGAGAUCUGGCACCGAAGACAUGACUAUUGGCUCCUGGCAGGCAUCGUGCUUCAUGGAUACGCACGUUGGCAGGACAUACAAAACGACGUGCAGUUUGCCAUUGUCAAUGAGCCAUUCAAGACGCAAGCAAACAAGGGCAACUUCCUGGAGAUGAAGAACAAGUUCCUGGCUCGCCGUUUCAAGCUGUUGGAGCAGGCGUUGGUGAUCGAGGAGCAGCUUCGCCGGGCAGCGUACCUGAACAUGACCCAGGACCCCACCCACCCCGCCAUGGCCCUGAACGCGCGAUUCGCCGAGGUGGAGUGCCUGGCGGAGUCACACCAACACCUGAGCAAGGAGUCACUGGCCGGGAACAAGCCUGCCAACGCUGUCCUACACAAGGUGUUGAACCAGCUGGAGGAGCUGCUGAGCGACAUGAAGGCAGAUGUGACACGGCUACCUGCCACACUGUCCCGCAUCCCACCCAUCGCUGCCCGCCUUCAGAUGUCUGAAAGGAGCAUCCUUAGCAGGCUGGCCAACAAGGGGAACGAGGCCCACAUACCGCCGCCUAUCCCCCUGGGACCAUAUGCAACACCACAUAAUUUUGGGGCACCCUUUACCCCUGCCCCACCGGGAGCCAUGUCUCUGGGGGGAACAAACUACAGCCACAUGCCCCCUGGGUCAUUCAUAUCAGAGGCUGGCACCUUCCUGAAGACCAAGGAGCACGACGUCCUGCAGCGCCAACGUGUGGUGGACCUGUGGAAGGACGGCAGGUCGGAAGGGGCCAUCGGGCUGGAGCUGAGGAUGCCCAAGUCUACGGUGCACAGCAUCAUCGUCAAGUACCGCCUCAGCAACACCGUGGAAAACCUGCCCCGCAACGGGAGACCCAAGAAACCCUAAGAUAUGGAGAUGGAGACAAAGAGAGGGGGAGAGAGAGAGGAAGGGAGGGAAGAGAGGGCUGGUGUGAGAGAGCACAGGAGUAGGGAGUCCCAGAAACCUCUUUUACAUGGAUAGUGAGAGGGAGGGAGGGCCGAUGUGAAAGGGAAAAAGGGGAAAAAAGAACUGGGAGAGAAAGAGGUGAUAGAGGAAGAGACAGAAGGAGAGUAAGAGCCCUCUGGAUGGACGUAUUUGGUCUCUUCACUGAUCCACAUCUUCACCCAAACGCAGCUCUGCUCUUCUUCACCGAGGACCACCCCAUUCCCCUCCUCUUUCUCCCCCCUAUCUCAAAUAACACCCACAGAGUGAAAGAACGGGACAGUGGGACAUAAAUAUCUUUUUCUCUUUUUUGCUCAAGAAUGAUAAAAACAAAAAUGGUUUGCAAUCACUCAGAUGGAGAACACCUAAGGCAUGAAGACAGCAGGAUGAUCUUGCUGGAUCUCCAAGCACCUGAAAUGUGCCCGUCCUUUACCAAAGCUUUACAUCCUCAGAAUUUCCUCAAACAAACACAAACAACAGAAACUCUUCCUGACUUCAGGACCAUGCUAAGGAAUCUCUGGAUGACCCAGUUACACGGAAGCUCAGGAAUCAGGGAUUUAACAUUUAAGACUGACCCUGCUGACCCUUUCAUCACAUCUUUUCCCCUUGUUGGAAAUGCUUAUUCAUACCUGUCCCUGGAAGGAUCAAAAAGCUCUCAUAGUCUGGAGAGGCAUGCUGGGAGUCGGGAGCUUUGAGUCGGGAGAAGACUUGUGAUAUCUAGAAGGAAAGGAUUAAGAGGAAACAGAUUUUCUCCUGCUUCUGCAAAAGAGCCAAUCAAACUGUUUGAUAAAAAACAGAAACAUCUCUGUCCCUGGGCCACUUAGGUGGGUCUGCGGGGGGCAGGAGGGUUGUCUGGGGUGGAAAGGAUGACUCCGUCUGUCAGACCUCACUUUCCUUGUUAGAUUACAGCCAGACACUCGGGAACAUGAUGAGAGAGUUUAUGCCGAAGGAAUGAAAGUUCAGAUAAAAAAGUCAUCAGCCAAAAUGGAUGUUUUCAAGAGCAGUUUUGUUCAGUGCAGCCAAUGGCUGCUGUGCUCUCUGAGAUUCAACAUGUCAAAUCUUGAGUCUGGAGUUUAAAGAUGAAAUGGAUCCUCUCAACCAACUCAUAACUCAUGGUUAUGGAAACAGUCAUUUAAUUUGUUAAUGGUUGUUUUAAUGUGGACUGUGUAGUUUUUACUUAGUAACAUUCUAAAAUAUUUUUAGAAUUGAAAACUCAGCAUUCUUGUCUCAGCCACUGUUGCAAUCUUGAUCUGAACCAGGCUUAACACCCACACACUCACAUGUGCGCAUGCACACACACACACACACACACUCACACUCACGUGCGCACACACGCACUCACGCACACACACACACACACACUCACGUGCGCACACACGCACUCACGCACACACACACACACACAAACACACGUGCAUGUACACACACACACAUGCACACACACUCACACACACACAAACAGAGGGAACAUUGGUCAGAUCAUAAGUACAAUAACUCCCAUUAGUGCUUCCCUACAGGAAGUUGUGUCUUACACUGUGUCUGCGCAGUGUGUAUGUGUAUUUAUGUAAACUGUAGUAUGUCAUUCACUAUUUUAUACAAUAUGCAACAUUUUCACAAGCAAGAAGUAGAAUUCCUGCGCUAAACCUUUAUGGAAAACCCUUUGAAAAGAGAUAUAUACACACAGUAUAUGUUUUACCAAAGAAACUGUGGCAAAACUCUGUUCACAUUGCCCUCGAUAUACCUGGUGGUAUGCACACUUUUCUGUAGGACUCUGUUACAUCAAGCCAAGUUACCCAAAUGCUGUAGCCAUCAGGGUAUAACCAGUCAAUGUCAUAUGACUGUAAUCUUGUUUAUUUUCCUAGUGUUUGAAGCAAGCAUGAGACAAUGGGUUUUAUCCUAAUAUGAUUCUACAUUUUGAAGUCUGAACAUUCGUUGGGUAUCCUUGCCAAUCGGAACGUGUUAGAGACACAUGAGCUAUGAGUGAUGUGUAUAUAGGGGUUGGUGGGAACCAUGUGUAUGUAUGUUUAUUAAAGUGCUGUGACUCUUCAGUUAAUGCAUAUGAAUGCAUAUAACAGUUUUUAUAAAUGCUAUAUAACUCCCAUCCAUAGUAAAGUAUUACUAAAAUGUUGUCGCUGGGAAGUAAAUAGCAGAAGAACAAACAACAGUACUGUAUUUAGAAGUAUGACAAGGAAGAAUUUGUGGAUCGGAUUAAAACCUUCUUGUGAAACAACAGCAUUAGACAUUGUGAAGCUUAUUCUCAAAUGGAAUCAUCUGUCCUAGUAACUUGGUGAGACUGAAGUAUGUCUUGGAAUUUGUGGUAGCUACAUACAGAAAAUGAAAAGGAGCAACCCUGAGCCUGAACCCUGAACCCUGAACAGUCAUACUGUUCUGGAACUGUUCAUUUAGUAUGUUUUUAAUCUACUACUACUACUCAGUAUCAGGACCUAUUGAGCAUGGGUGGGGAGAUGUCCAUCAUGAAUUAUGCUGAUGUAUGAAUCUGUCUUGACAGGCUGAUACACUGUAUGACCAAAAGUAUUUUGACACCCCUUGGUCUUGGGCUGAUUUCAUGGUUUGGGCUAGGCCCCUUAAUUCCAGUGAAGGAAAAUCUUAAUGCAGUGAAAUUCUAGGCGAUUCUGUGCUUCCAAAUUUGUGGCAAUAGUUUGGGGAAGGCCCUUCCCUUUUUCUGCAUGACAAUGCCCCUGGGCACCCAGUGAGGUCCAAAUAGAAAUGGUUUUGUCAAGAUCGGUGUGGAGGAACUUGUCUGGCCAACUGCGAGCCAGGCCUAAUUGCCUGAUCAGUGCCCGACCUCAGUAAUGCUCUUCUGGCUGAAUGGAAGUCAAUCCCUGCAGCAAUGCACCAACAUCUAGUAUAAAGCCUUCUCAGAAGAGUGGAGGUUGUUAUAGCAGCAAAGGGUGGACCAACUCCAUAUUAAUUCCCAUAAUUUUUGGAUGAGAUUUUGGAUGUCAGGUGUCCACUUACUUUUGAGGAUGUUGUCCAGUUCCAACCAGUUUCCCCUUGCCUACUUGAUGUAAUGGAGCCUUAGUGUAUGAGGACCACUUGUGCUGCUUAGGGCUGUUGGAAUUUAUCACUUGUUUUCCUGGUGUUUCACUAAGACUCAUCAAGAUGUAUUUAAAAUGGCCCCAUUAUUUAUGUGGUCAAAUUUGUGUUUGCUAGGACUAUGAAAGACAAGUUAAAGUGUUUUGUAGGGUGGAAACAAGCUGGAUUUGGAGGAUUGUCGAUCACUCUACUGCAGAAGUCUGCAACCCUAGUCCUGGAGAUCAUCAGGAUCUUCUGUUUUUCUGUUGUUACUCAGUUGGUGAAUUCAAUUAUAGCAACUGAUUGCACAGUUAACUUACCUCACUUGGUUUCUUGGGUCUGAACUAGUUGCUGAUUUUAAUGUGAAAACAAAAACUGGCUGACCCUGCCACUCUCCAGGACAAGGGUUGCAGAGUCAGACUAUUGCACAUCUCAGAAUCUGCCAGUCAAAGUAGUGGAUUGGUAUCUCUGUAAUCACGACUGACAAACUCAUGUUCAGGGUACAAGAAUUCAGCACAAACCCUUGGUUGCCCCUUUUGUUGGAACGUCCCUGAAUUUGAAUUGUGUGAAAAGGGCGGCCCUCUUGUGACACCCAUUCCUUGUCUACCUUGCUAUCAUACAGUAUCUAUAAAUCUGAAUUUGUGUGUUGAUUUUCACAUAUUAUCAGAUCUAUUGAAUUUAGGAUCAUAUCCAUGCAUACAUAAAUGAGGCCCCUUGUGAAUGACUAGAUGUCAUAGUUUAUUAUGGUACAAUGUACUGUUUUGUUGUUAGAAUAUUGCUUGUCAUUUGAAAUAGACCAAAGGCUCAAUCAUUUCUGAUGAGUUUCUGUAUUCCAACAAAAGCCAAAAGUAUAUUAGACACCAAGCAAUAAUAACUAAAUGAUGAUACUAGUCAAAUGCCUGUAAUGUUAAAACAAAAAUAUCAGAAUCAAUAACAAUGUGUAAUCUGUGACUUUGAACCAGUCUCUUGGUUUUCAAUUCAUACUGUAUCUGUCCACAAAAGCUGCUGCAGUUUUUAUGUCAUCUUAGUGUCACAUACCUCAGUGUCUAUAAUGCUGAUAUGACCUGAUACACAAUCAUGCACUGCCAUUUAGAUUUUAACAUGUAUUCUAUUGUGACCCACAAGUCCAUCUCAACUCCAGUUGGCACAGCCAUUUGAUUUGGCUGAUGUUGGAGCACCUGUAUGUGUGUUGUGCACCCAUCUGUGAACACUGCCCCAGUCUCUGUACUAUAUGAGUCUCCGUGUCCUCCCCAACAGCAUUCAAAAAACUUAACAGUUUAUUUUUUACAUUAUUCUUUUUUCCUAUAUGUUAUUAUUAAUGUAUAAUGUAAGCUUGCACAUUAAAGGAAGUAUCACGGCUGUUCCACAGCACACAUCA
This is a messenger RNA of Anguilla rostrata (American eel), 11231 nucleotides long. Its product is annotated as chromodomain-helicase-DNA-binding protein 3-like. The transcript has 40 exons. Lineage: Eukaryota; Metazoa; Chordata; Actinopteri; Anguilliformes; Anguillidae. The record is from RefSeq and is a predicted model, not a curated record. Gene Ontology annotation, molecular function: ATP hydrolysis activity; histone binding; chromatin binding. Gene Ontology annotation, cellular component: chromatin; nucleus. The coding region runs from base 431 to 6742 and encodes 2103 amino acids. Gene Ontology annotation, biological process: chromatin remodeling; negative regulation of transcription by RNA polymerase II.